Molecule: messenger RNA, 384 nt
Organism: Pelobates cultripes (western spadefoot toad)
Lineage: Eukaryota; Metazoa; Chordata; Amphibia; Anura; Pelobatidae
Source: the annotation of a GenBank genome assembly
AUGGCCGACCAGCACCUAACCCACGCACAAUAUGGCGGGGACACCGAGAAACACACAAGCGACCUGACACUCUCCCACGGCUGGAUGCCGCGUCUGGAGGUCGCUGGUGAAACGGCAAAUGGAGACAUCAGCCCCGAGAGAGCACCCACCAGGAACACACUCCUAACCACGAGGUACUGCUCACAGGGGAAAGCGACCGCAAAGAAAACUACUUACCCAAACGCUCUCCACCUAAACACGCAUCCCCGGCUGCGCGACUCCCAUCAUGGCGGCGGAGAAGGAGAAGAUCAGUGCAGAGCCUCAAAAUGGCGUUGGAGAAACCUAAAACAGCGCGACACACUAGCUACGCGCCCCAACCUACCGGAGCAUGUCGUGGCACUAUGA